AUGGAGCAGCUUGUAAACUUCAUUAUUCGACCUCCAAGAGCUGAAUACAAUCCAGAACAUGAUCUCUUGGAACAAGAGUUCAUGCUGAAAGGGAGAUGGUACCAGAGGAAAGAUUUAGAGGUUAAAAACAGCAGGGGAGAUGUGCUUCAGUGUAGUCAUUACAUGCCAGUUGAGCGUCCUGAAGAUAGGCCUCUACCUUGUGUAAUAUACUGCCAUGGAAACAGUGGAUGCAGAGCUGAUGCCAGUGAAGCUGCGAUCGUAUUACUUCCUUCAAACAUCACAAUUUUCACGCUUGACUUUUCGGGAUCUGGUCUCUCCGGUGGGGAGUAUGUCACAUUGGGUUGGAACGAAAAAGAUGAUCUGAAAGCCGUGGUUGAGUAUUUGCGCACGGAUGGAAAUGUCUCCAUGAUUGGCUUAUGGGGUCGUUCAAUGGGUGCUGUCACAAGCUUGAUGUAUGGAGCCGAGGAUCCCUCUAUCGCAGCGAUGGUUCUAGACAGCCCGUUCUCUGAUUUGGUUGAUUUGAUGAUGGAACUUGUAGAUACAUAUAAGUUCCGGUUACCGAAGUUUACUAUAAAAUUUGCGAUACAAUAUAUGCGGAGAGCUGUUCAGAAGAAAGCCAAGUUUGACAUAACGGAUCUCAACACCAUUAAGGUAGCUAAGUCUUGUUUUGUUCCAGUUUUAUUUGGACAUGCUAUAGACGAUGACUUUAUUCGCCCUCAUCACUCAGAGCGUAUAUAUGAAGCAUACAUAGGAGACAAAAAUAUCAUCAAAUUCGAGGGAGACCACAAUUCACCACGGCCACAAUUCUACUUUGACUCGAUAAACAUAUUUUUCCAUAACGUUCUUCAACCUCCAGAGGCGGUUGGGCCAACAUAUUUUGACCCGGUGGAUGAUUACUUUGCCAAGGGCAGUUGGAGCACCAUGCAAGAACUAAAUUCUCCACAAUCCCCAGAACUGAAAAGCUUAGCUGCAAGCAGCACCUCCGAUGCAAUAAAUGAAGUCCGCAUGAAAAGACCUAUGAGUCGCACAGAGGUUCCUUCCAGCGUUCCUUCUAAUCAAUCAUCAUCAGAAACCAAGGAAAAAGAGAAUCAUGAAGGCUCCAGUAGUUCGUCUUCCGAUAUGAUCAGCUUUGAUUUGUCUAAUGGGGAUCCAUAUCCUUCUCAUCUUGCGGUAGCUUUAGAUGAUGAUCAAUACGUGGAGUUUCACGUAGAUGAGUUAGCAGAUUUUCCAUCUAAUGCAGAGGAAGAAGAGAGGAUGCUGAUGGAAGCGGUGAUGAAAUCACUGAAGGACGUUAAUGUCGAAACUCAUAAGAACAAAGAACCUUCCACGACCAAUACAGAGAAGAACAAGGAAGAAAAAGAAGGCAAUGCUGCUGCUUCUACUAGAAAAUCAGAAUCUGCUUCCGGUCCAACACCAAGUAGCCAUGGUGCACCAUCAUCCUGUGAAGACAAUGCUCCAUGUAAACCAUCAGAUUCUCUUCCAGGACCUGUAAAUGGUUUUGUUCCUGGUGCUUCCCCCAGAAUGAGUCUGGACACAAACGACGCCAUUGAUUUGUCAGCACGAACAAAGGCAACAGUGACUGUGGUUGCACGUAGUAGCACAUCAGGAAACGUCUUAGACGGGUUAUUACGCCGAUGGGAUCUUAAUUUCUUCAAAAGUAGAUAA
This is a messenger RNA of Microthlaspi erraticum, 1665 nucleotides long. Lineage: Eukaryota; Viridiplantae; Streptophyta; Magnoliopsida; Brassicales; Brassicaceae. The record is from the annotation of a GenBank genome assembly.